GCGCAGCAGAGGGAGCAUAGACCGUGAGAGAAUCAGCGGCCAGUAGACGACCAACAGCCGGACGGAACCACGACCAGAGCACGGUUUUUUUCCUUUCAAGGGGAAACGCAUUUUGGCACAACACCGGCGGCGAAAGACACUGCGCGUCUUUGUGCGCGGCCGGCGCGGCAGCUCCUCUGAGGUCUGGACUGUUGAUCCCGGAGGGACGUGGACAAACAGCUCGGCCGGAGAAAAUUCCUCCGUCUCUAAUUUCUUGGCCCCUCUCUGCUCUGGGGGUCUUGGGAACAAAGCGUGAUGUUCUCCCAGCUCUGUCCUGACACCCUCUGGGUCCUGCUGCUCGUCGGCAUCCCUGCGGCUCUCACGGCAAAAUGUCCUCAGCAGUGUGUCUGUGACCAGAUCCAGCUCACGGUGACCUGCGUCAACAGGAACCUGACCCAAGUUCCUCCUGCCGUUGACGAGAUCACAGUGAAAUUAGAUCUUCGAGGCAACGACAUCCAGGAGCUGGCCAGCGGGGCUUUCAAACACACUCCUUAUCUGACUCACCUGUCGCUGCAGCGCUGUAACAUCCGCAGGGUGAAGGAGGGCGCUUUCCGUGGCCUCGGCCGCCUGGUCUUCCUCAACCUGGCCAACAACAAUGUCGACAUACUCUACCAGGAGUCAUUCGACGGCCUGUCCUCGCUGAAGCAGCUCAUGAUCGACCGUAAUCGCGUGGAAGAGAUCCAGCCUGGAGCUUUCUCUCAGCUCGGCUUCCUCAACCUGCUCUCCCUUACGCACAACCAGCUGGUCUACAUCCCCAACAUGGCCUUCCAGGGCUUGCAGAAUAUCAAGUGGCUUCGUCUCAGCCACAACUCUCUGAACUACCUGGACACCGAGGCCUUCGCCGGUCUGUUCACGCUCACCCGUCUCAGUCUGGACCACAACGAGCUGCAGUUCUUCCCCACCGAGCCCAUGACCAGACUGCCUGAGUUGACUCGCCUCGAUAUGAGCUACAACCCAAUGACUUACCUGGGAGAGGAGGUUGUGUCCAUGGCCAAACUGACCCACCUCUUCCUGGACCACAUGUCCCUGCAAGACAUGGCCAACACAGCUGUAUCGAAAUGCCCCAGCCUCAUCCACCUGGACAUCAGCUACAACCAGCUGCGUGUCGUCCAGCCCUUCUCUGAAGGUUCACCAAAGCUGGCACGCCUCAACCUGGCUGGGAACCCCAUCUACUGCAACUGCUACUUGCGUCCACUCAGGGAGUGGUCGAUCCGGAGCAAGGUAAAGCUGAUGGGGACAUGUGGAGGACCGGCCCAUCUGUCAGGAGAGAACCUGGAGGCUGUUCACCCUCCCGAGCUGCGUUGUCAGAGCCAGGAGGCCAUGUUGAAGGCCGAGUAUGAGGAGGCAACCAGGAUCACGCCACCGCCCACACAAGUGCCAGAGAACAAGAUCAAGUGUCCCGUCAACUGCGUCUGCGAGGCCGAGACACACCACUCCUCGUGUGAGAACCGCGCUCACUCCAAAGUUCCUCGGGGUUUCUCUUCCAACACGCGUCUCCUCGACCUGCGUGGCAACCACUUCCACUACAUCCCCAGCAACAGCUUCCCCGGUGUUGCUCAGGUCGUGUCCCUACAUCUGCAGCGCUGCAAGAUCACGGAGGUGGAGGGCGGGGCUUUCAGUGGAAUGAAGGGACUGAUCUACCUGUACCUGUCGGAGAAUGACAUCACUUCCCUCAGCCCUGACGCCUUUAAAGGCCUCCCUCAGCUGACUUACCUGCACCUGGAAAAGAACCGCUUCACCGGUUUCCCCAAAGGAGCCUUCCAACUGGUUCCCAGCCUGCUGGCGCUUCACCUGGAGAACAACUCCAUCCCCAAGCUGGAGCCGGACAGCUUGACCGGAGCUGAGGGCCUCAGAGCCCUCUACCUCACCGGGAACAUCAUCAAUCAAGUGUCACCCAGGGCUCUGGACCAGGCCGGUGACCUUGAUACGCUCCACCUGGGAGGAAACAGGCUGAAGGAGGUGCCCACGGAAGCGCUGAGCAAGACGGGAAAUCUCAGAGACCUGAGGCUGUCUGGGAAUUCAAUCCGCUGGGUGGGGCCGGAUGCUUUUCGACCACUGGGGAGGUCACUGAAGGAGCUGUAUCUGGAUAACAUGGGACUGGAGAAGAUGUCACAGACCUCCCUGGCAGGUCUGAGUCCAGGGUUGAGGAGUCUCUUCCUGGAAGGCAACCACCUGGAGGAGGUGCCUGACCUUCACCCUUUUACUUCUUUGGAGGUCAUCAACCUGGCCGACAAUCCUCUGAUGUGUGACUGCCCUCUGCUGCCACUACGCAUGUGGAUUGAAAAAGUCAACCUGAAGGUACGAGCCACCUGUGCCAAUCCCCCUGAGCUGCGUGGUCGCAGGGUCAAGGACGUCCACGUCUUCAAGGCCUGUCCCGGGGGCGAGAGCCUCCCUGCUCCCCCUACCGCCACCCCGAAGCCCGCCAAGGCGCCCAAGGCCACCAAACCCAAACCAAUGCACCUCAACAGUCUUCGGCAGGUCAAAAUGCUCAGAGCCAAAUCCAAACUUCGCAAAAGUCUGAACACAAAACCGUCAGUAGCCAAGAAAACCACCAAGAGAGGCAGCAUGGCUUGA
Molecule: messenger RNA, 2613 nt
Organism: Cyclopterus lumpus (lumpfish)
Lineage: Eukaryota; Metazoa; Chordata; Actinopteri; Perciformes; Cyclopteridae
Gene: chadlb
Product: chondroadherin-like b
Exons: 12
Coding region: 295-2613 (772 amino acids)
Cellular component (GO): extracellular matrix
Molecular function (GO): protein binding
Source: RefSeq, a predicted model, not a curated record